AUGUCGCAAAUAAAGAUAGUACUAGCAUUGAUUUCGAUGUACAGCGUUUCACAUGUGCAGUGUGAGUUAAAUUCCUCAAUGACAAGUGCUUCUUCAAGCGGUUUCGCUUUCGAAAUGGUGAUGGCUAAAAUGCAACUGUUAGAGCAACGAUUGGACCUAUGUUGCAGUGCGUCGAACAUGCCCUUGGUGAAGGAACAGCGUAGCAGCCAGUAUACGUCUUGCAGUAAGAUACCUUUUCCCGUUUCGGGAGUGUACACCAUUCAGCCGGAAAAGCUCUUCAAGGAACCGAUAACUGUGCUCUGCGAUCAAGAGUACGAAUCGGGCGGAUGGACUGUGAUACAACAUCGGUUUGACGGAUCGACGAACUUCUAUCGCAGUUGGCAAGAGUACAAGAAUGGGUUUGGAAAUUUGGACGGUGAGUUCUGGCUGGGGCUAGAUCGUAUUUAUCAUCUGACAGUGUCGGGUGCGCAUGAGCUGGUGAUUCUGCUAGAAGAUUUCGAUGGCAAUAAGACGUACGCCAAAUACGAUCAGUUCGAGAUAGGCAACGAAAAUCAGAAAUAUGCGAUUACAAAACUAGGCGAAUAUUCAGGAACGGCUGGUGACUCCAUGCACAAUGCCAAAGGUAUGAAGUUUUCUACGUUCGACAAUGACAAUGAUAUAUCCAUGGAAAAUUGUGCCAAUCUUUACACAGGAGCAUGGUGCUAUGAUGGCAUCAGUUACUUUACCAGCAACCUUAAUGGAAAAUAUUUGCGCGGAAAAACUAAAGAAUCUGCUUCAAGCAUGGUAUGGAACUCAUUCACAGGAUACCAUUCGUUGAAAAUGUCAAAAAUGCUGAUAAAACCGAAAUCUCUGUAA
Molecule: messenger RNA, 855 nt
Organism: Anopheles marshallii
Lineage: Eukaryota; Metazoa; Arthropoda; Insecta; Diptera; Culicidae
Product: ficolin-2-like
Exons: 2
Coding region: 1-855 (284 amino acids)
Source: RefSeq, a predicted model, not a curated record